GAGACGGGCAGCAACUAUACAAAUAGAAUACAAAAAUGUGACAAAUAUCUGAUUCUCUCUCAUCCUUUUGCAAGAGCUGCGCUCUGUAAAACUCCGAUCGCAUCCAAAACUCUCUCUUUCUCUCUCUCCGUUUGGCUUCCUUCCUUUUGAGAGGGAGUCUGAACCCCAAAAGAGGAAGAAGAAGUAAAGGAGCAGAAGAACAAAAAUGGCGCCGCCAGCAGCAGAGGGAGAAGUGCAGCGAAGGCAACCACAGCAGCAGCAAGCUGGAGGCCUUGGGCAGACCGUAACUGGAAUCAUUAGGGUUGCGGUGUUUUGGUACUUUGCUUCUAAAUUCUUCUCUCCUAAAAAACCCUCCGAACCCUCUCUUCUUAUCUCCAAUCUCUUCCAGAAAGGCGAGCCCUUGGAUAUGUGGUUAUACCUUUCUGAAAGUGAAAAGUUCAAUGACUUUGGCAAUGAAGGUGCACUCGUAUGGCAUGAGACUAACAUUCCAUAUGCUGUUUGGGGACCAGAAAGUACCAGGUCUCUUUCUUUGAAGUAUUAUCCAUCAGAGGCUUUAAAGAACAAUGGGAGUCUCUAUGCUCACGUUUUCUUUGCACGCUCUGGUUACCCUCCAGACCCAAAUGAUCCAGAAUACCAGCAUCUGUCUGUGUUUGGGAGGACACAUCCUGUUGUGACGUAUCUUCCCAAGUCAAAUGUGGAUAAGAAGAGGAGUUUAUUGGGGGAUACCAAAGGCACGGAUGAGGCUAAACCAGUGACUCAGGUGAUUGAUGAGCCUGAGGGUGAUUCUAAAGACAAUAGUCCUGUGGAGUGGGUAUCAUAUUGGAAACCAAAUAUUACAAUCAAUUUGGUUGAUGAUUUUACACGAUAUCCUCAUAAUGCUGUGCCACCAAAUAUUGCUCCUUACCUGAAUGUAGAGCCUAGUUCUGGGAACUACUUCCCAACUGUCUUCUUCAAUGAGUUUUGGUUACUGCGGGAUAAAUUGAUAGCAAUAAAUGAGACAGUGACUGAACUGCCAUUUAAUCUGGAGGUGGGUCCCAUAAGCAUGACUAAGUGGCAGUUGUUCUUACAAAUUGAUCAGUCUUUUCAGAUCCACCGGAGUUAUGGGAGCAUGCUUGAAGGCGAGGCUGAUGAGCUGAAGAGGGUGUUCUUGGAAGGAAAUCCUUACCUCUUGGGAAUCACAAUGUUUGUUUCCUUACUCCAUUCAGUUUUUGACUUUUUGGCGUUCAAGAAUGAUAUCCAAUUUUGGAACAAAAAUAAGUCAAUGGAAGGACUGUCUGCAAAGUCUGUUGUUGUGAGCUUCAUAUGUCAACUCAUUGUCUUCCUCUAUCUACUUGACAAUGAUACUUCCUGGAUGAUACUUGCAAGUUCUGGAAUUGGCUUGUGUAUUGAAUUUUGGAAGAUUGGAAAAGCCAUGCACAUUGAGAUUGACAGAACUGGGAAGAUUCCUAUGUUGAGGUUCCGAGACCGUGAGUCCUAUGCAGGGAAUAAGACAAAAGAAUAUGAUGAUAUGGCAAUGAAAUAUUUGUCAUAUGUGCUCUUCUUUCUUGUUGCGUGCUCCUCGCUUUAUUCACUCAUGUAUGAGCGCCACAGGAGCUGGUAUUCUUGGAUUCUCUCUUCCCUCACAAGCUGUGUGUAUAUGUUUGGUUUCAUCAUGAUGUGCCCUCAAUUAUUCAUAAACUAUAAGCUGAAAUCUGUGGCUCAUCUACCUUGGAGGCAGAUGACAUACAAGUUCCUGAACACAAUCAUUGAUGAUCUAUUUGCUUUUGUCAUAAAAAUGCCUACACUACAUCGGCUAUCUGUCUUCCGUGACGAUGUUAUAUUUCUGAUAUAUGUAUAUCAGAGGUGGAUCUAUCCAGUGGACAAGAAACGUAUAAAUGAGUUCGGUUUUGGCGGUGAGGAUGAUCAGCUUACCGAGGGUGCAGAUGCCGCUACUGUAACAGAAGAGGAGAAGAAGACAAACUAAGCUGAUUAUUUAGGGAUCAUUUGAAACUUUUUACAACACACUAGAGUACUUGGUUAGGCUAAACAUGGAUCGUUAGGGUGUUUGUCCCAAUGUUUUUUGUUUUACAUAUUUACGGUAGAUGUUUUUAACAAUACUUCCAGAUGCAUUCGAUGGCCCAGCGGAGUAAGGAAUGUUGAGGCCCCUUGGAUGGGAUGAUCUUGGUAGAUGGUUUGUUUUAAAUUUUGAUGUUAUUGUUUCUAUUUUUUUUUUUUUUUUUUGAAUUCCUAUCCAACGACACAUUUUUGUGAUUCUUGUUUGUCUGCUAUAUUAUUUUUUCCAAUAAUUAUUAUA
This is a messenger RNA of Ziziphus jujuba (common jujube), 2293 nucleotides long. RefSeq lists its product as uncharacterized. The record is from RefSeq and is a predicted model, not a curated record. Bases 206 to 1963 code for a protein of 585 amino acids. The transcript has 12 exons. Lineage: Eukaryota; Viridiplantae; Streptophyta; Magnoliopsida; Rosales; Rhamnaceae. Gene Ontology annotation, cellular component: endomembrane system; membrane.